GACAUUACUAGAGAAACAUGCUACUUAUCAGCUCUUGGAAGAGCAUACCCUCAGUCUUUGUGGAAAUUGACCUGGCAUAAAACCGCAGAGGCGAGUGCAGCGCAGCGCUUACCUGGCAUUUACCAGGGUCAACGGCGCUGCGGCUAUGGAGCACGCUGGCGUGCCGCGUGCCCCUUUCAUCUCCGAUGAAGGAGCAAACCCAGAGGAGGGGGAUCAGACCCUACUAGAGAUCGACGUGGAGGCUGCGCUGCGGGAGUUCGCUGCCAGCGGCGGCCCGCCGCCUGAGCCGGGAGCAGCGACAGCACACGCAGCGCCAGCCCAGGGAAGAAGGUUGGACAGCGCUGGCGAGGCAGAUGAGGCAGAUGAGGACGUCAUUCACAUUGACCUUACGCAGCGGCCACCGCCGCUGCCGAUGUCAGGGCUGCCGCUGGAGCAGAUUGUAAGCAUGCUGCCGGGCGCCACCUACGCCGUGGGGGGCAGCGGCAUCCCGAUGCGAACACAGGCCACAUCCCAGCCACCGGCACAGAGCCAGCGCUCGCCUUCGAGCAGGCCAGCAACCACAGCAGCUGAAUAUCCAUCAGCACAGCGUGCAGCUGGCGGCGGGGCGGCGUGUGACGGAGAGGGGGACGGCCACGAUGCCGCGCAGGAGGCAGCGGGUCACCGAGCCGGGGCUGGCGGCAGUGGCGGGGUCGGGGGCGGCGGUGGGCAGCGGCUGGCCUACACCUUCAUCCCGGGCCUCGGCCUGGUGCCCAUUGUCAUCUCAGGCGAGGAAGAAGACGAGGAGGAUGAGGGCGAGGGGCAGCAGCAGGACGGGGAUGAUGAUGAUGACGGAGUUGAAGCAGCCGGGGGCCUGGAUGUGGGCGGGCUGGAGGUGCCGCACGACGGUGGGCUGGGCGGCGGUCUGUACGACCUCGAUGCCCUGGAUUACGACGACGAUGACGAGCUGGGUGCGGUCGCCGCCGCCUUCAAGCCCCUGGUGCAUGACGAUGACGACGACGAGAUGGGCGAUGAUGGCGAUGGCGCGCAUGCGGCCGGCGUGGACGCCGACGCUGCGUGGGCGCAGCAGCAUGCCGCCAUGGAGGUGGCGCUGCAGGGCAUGCUGGCGGGGCUGGCGGCAGGUGCGGGCUUCCCGGACUUCCACGGUGAUGACCAUGGCGUUGAUGCGGAGGACGAGGAGGACAUGGCCACUGCGGUGCGGGUGGAGCCGGCGGGCGAGUCGCCUCGCUCGCACCCGCAGCCCCCAGCCCCGCACGCGCACAGUCACGGUGCCGCGGGGCACGAUGUCAGUGAGGACCAGCUGCGCCACAUCAUCCAGCAGGCGGUGGAGGGGCUGUCGUUCGGGGACGCUGCGCUGGCGCCGCCGCAGCCGGAGGACGACGAGGAUGAGGACGAGGACGAGCAGGGCAGUGGACAGAAGGGCAGCGGCCGGGACGGCGUGAUGUCAGCUUUCCUGCGGCCGCCGGCCGCGGCUGCUGGCGGCGGUGUGCGUAGCAGCGCCAUGGCUGCUGCGGAUGCGGCCGCCGGCGGGCUGAGCGAUGACGAAGGUCCGGAGCAGGCCUCGCCCGACUACGCCUCCCCAGAGCGGCCCGCCAUCGCAGCGGCGGCAGCUGCUGCGGUUGCCGCGCGUGUGGGCGGCGGAGGGGCGGCGGCGCAGGGCGCCAGUGACAGCGACGGCAGCCCGGCGCUUGUGCGGGGAGCAGCACCAGACGAUGACAACGCAGCUGAUGACGACCUGGAGGACGUGGACGGCGGGCUGGGCGAGGAGGCGGGGCCGGAGGCGGGGCUGGGCGCCAGCAUUUUGGGAGGGCUGGCGCCUGCCCGCUUCGGCUCCAGCAGCGGCGCUCGCACCAGCAGCGGCGACGGCAGCAGCUCCAGUGCUGCGGCACUGGGUGCGGAGGCGGGAGCAGCGGGAGCCGCACCCGCGUCACCGCCGUCGGCCCACGGCGCGGCAUCGCUGCUGCUGCCGCGCUCGCGCUAUUCAGCAGCCGAGGUUGCGUCCCCGCACGACAUGCCCAGCCCGGCCGCUGCGGCAGCGUCGCCUCAGCCGGCGGCACCAGCGCCCGCCGCCAGUGCUCCCGCCCUGCCUAUGACAUCCUCAGCCCCGGCACCGCUGGCCGCUCGUCCGUCUGGCAGCUUCGGCUCCUUCCCCACGCCCUUUGGCGGCGCCGUUCUGACGUCCCCGCUCACAACCUCCACAAGCGUUGGUGGCGCAGCCACCGGUGCUGCAGCUUCAAGCGCGGCAGCGCCGAGGGGCGGCUCUGACGGCGGCGUCGGCGGCUCCCUGAACGCCACUGUCAAGAUGACGGGUCAGUCACUUGCCGCCAUCCGCCAGGCAGCGAUGGCAGAAGAGGCGCAGCAGCAGGCCAGGCUGAUGGCGGAGCGGCUGGGCGGCGGCGCCGACAAGCCCGCGAGUGACGGCGGCGCUGCCAGCAGCGGUGGCGACCGUGCCAGUGGAGGCGGUUCCGGCCCACACCACCACCACAAGCACCACCACCACCACCACACGCCGCCACCCAACCACCCGUCGGGAGUGCAGCCCAGCCGCGAUGGCGCCAAGCACAUCUCCAAUCCUUUCGGCGCCGCGGGGCACGAGGCGGCGGCCGCCGCCGGCCUGGUGCCUAUGGACGAGCCGUCGGCGCACGACACGCGGCACAAGCGCAGCGGCGGCAGCAGCAGUAGUAGCAGUAGCUCCCGCCGGCGGGCCAGUGGAGGUGGAGGCGGAGGUGGGGCGCGCGGUGGCUCCGGCGGCGGCUCAUCGUCGUCGGGCGGCGGCUCUGCCGAUCCGGAUAUGGAGGACGUUGACUUGGAGGACCUGCUGCGUGAUCGCAAUAUCAUUGCGCCGCGAUACCCCACCGACCGGGCGGCGGCGGCGGAGAAAGCGGCGCCUAGCCGUCACGGUACUGGCGAGGGGGGCGGUGAAGCGGAUGAGAAUGGCGAUGAGACCAGCCCGGGUGGAACCCGCCGGCCGGGUCACCGGCGGAGCGCGGAGCUGGUGGACCUGGAGUUGGCGUCGCUUACGGCCGGCGGCCGCGGCGGCGGCGUGGAGGGCAGCAGCCCCGUCAGGGAGCGGAGCAAGUCGGAGGACGGCAUCCUCACUUCACCGCCCGCCCGCAGCCUGUUGGCCAUGCGCAAGUCGGACGAGGGCCGUCUGCUGUCAUCUCCCACCAGCACCACCAGCCCCCGCAUCGGCGGCGGGCCGCACGACGACGACGACGAGAAGACCGAAAGCGCGAGCAGCGGCAGCGGCGGCAGUAGCAGCCGCAGCAGCUCCGCCCAUAGCGUAGCUGAUGAACGACUGACGGAGGAGCUAGAGGCGCUGAAGGAGGAGCUGGGUCAGAAGACCACGCUAGUGGCGGGCCUGCGCGGCGAGCUGCGUAAGUACACCGACCUGGCCUCUCGCCUGGAGGCGCAGCUGCACGAGCUGCGCGGCGGCCCUACGGUGGUGGCGGCGGCGCACGCGCGCUGGCAGGCGCCGGCACAGGCCCAUUCCGACGCCGGCUCACACGCCAGCUUGGAGGGCAUCGCGCCCAUGUCCUCUCUGGCGUCUGAGUCGAGCCAUCCGAUGCUGGCGAGUCCGCCGCCGGCGGGCAGCCGCGCCGCGGCCGUGGCGGCAGCGGAUGCCGCCGGUGAGGGCCACGCUGACGGUCACAGCGAUGCAGCGGAUGAGUCGGGAGCAGCGGCCGCAAGUGGCGGGGGUGUGGACGGCCGCGAGAAGACACCGCCGUCCACGCCGCCGCCUGCCCGGGCGGCGCCGCGGGAGGUGGCUGGCGUGCUGGCACUGCCGCCGCACCCGCAGGCGGAGGGGCUGGAAGCGGCGGCGCGCACGGCGCUGUACAAGGAAAUCAUCAACCAAGCGCAGAUGCAGGCCAACCGCUCCAACGGCACCGCGCCGGCCGACCUGCGAGAGGCGCAGGAGCUGGUGCAGGGCAAGGAGCGGCUGGACGCGGGCAGCGAGAAGGUGCUGCUCAUCAAGCUGCAGAAGCUGGUGCAGUGGGGCUCCGAGUCGGGCUGGAAGGUGCAGGCGGCGCAGCAGCAGCUGCGCCACACGGAGCAGCAGCUGCGCGCCGCGCAGCAGGCACGUGCGGCCUGGGAGGCGGAGCGCGACUCGCUACAGAAGGCGCUCAUGAAGGCCAACGCAGCGGCUGUGGCGGGCUUCCAGAUGGAUGCAGCCGCCGGUGCCGGUGCAGGUGUACCAGCGGCAGGGGGUGCCGGCGAGGGCGCAAUGGAGCUGCGGGAGGCGCUAGCGGCGUCACAAGAGGAGGCGACGGCGGCCAAGGCGCAGGUGUCGGACCUGGAGAGCGCGGUGGCGUCACUGAACGCGGAUGUGCGCAAGCUACGUGUGCAGCUACGCAGCAGCCGUGAUGGCAUGGAGGCUCCUGCCGCUGCUGCCGCGCCCAGCGGUGGUAGCAGCUCUGUGGACAACCUGGGCUGGAGCAUGGAGCGACAGAUGCUGCUCAAAACCAUCUCUGGCCUGCAGGCGGAGCUGGAGGAGGCGCAGCAGGCGGCCGGCGACGGCAGCCGCUCCGCCAAGGAGGCCGCGGACCUGGCACGCAAGACGGCGCUGGCGGAGGCGGCGUUGGCACGUGUGGGGCGGCUGCAGGCGGAGCGUGACGCCGCGGAGGAAGAGGCGCAGGCGUUGCGCCAGAAGCUCGAGGAGGUGCAGGCGACCGCGGAGGCGGCCAGAGCGGCCGCGCCUGCGGCGCCGCGCUCGGCUGCGCCGGCGGCCGCAGCGGCGAUCGGUGGGGAGCAGGAAGACCGUGUUGCUCUGGCCUCGCCGCUGGUGUCGGUCUCCUCCGCCGCCUCGGACUCCGAGCUGGUGGCCUACCUGCGGCAGCAGCUAGAGGAGGCGCGCGAGGCGCUGAGGGUGCUGGCUGCUGAGGCGGAGGCCGAGGCCGAGGCGAACGAGGAGCAGUGCAGCCUACUGCGGGCCCAGGUGCUGGAGCUACGGCAGGAGCUGGCGCGGCGCGCGGUGGACGCCGCGGAUCCCUCGGUCUGGGGCAAGGCUGAAGGCAGCGCCGGCGCCACCGGUGCCGCCGAUGGCGGUGCAGGCGCGGCGGGCGGUGUGCAGGCGGCGCAGGACGCCGCGGCGGCGGCGCUAGACGCGCACCACGGCGCGCUGGCGGAGCACGGCGAGGCGCUUGCGGCCAAGGACGCGGUCAUACACGAGCUGAGGAAGCAGCUGAUGGAGGAGCAGGUGCAGCUGCAGGAGGCGCGGGCCACGAUGCGCGAGGCUGCCGACUCAGUGCACGAGCUUGAGGAGCAGCUGCGUGGCGCCCGCGAGCUGUUGGCGGCCACACACCAGGAGAUGGAGAGCACGCGCCGCGACGCCGCAACGGCCCAACUGGAGGCGGCAGCGGCCCACAGCGCUCUGGGCGAGGUGCAGAUGCGGCAGCAGCAACGCCAGCUCGCUCGCGCCCUGAGUGCCGGCGGCCGCGCCGAGGCGGCCGCUGCGCAGCGGGCGCGCUCGGGCGACGGCGUGGUCCGCUUGUCUUCGGACGGCGCUGUUGCGGACAGCCCCGGUGAGCGGGGGCGGCUGCGACGGGAGCUGGACCAGGCGCAGGCGGAGCUGGCGGACGCCCGAAGCGCCAUGGAGGCCUUGCGGGCUGAGGCCGCGAAGCUGCAGGCCAAUGUGUCGGAGCUGCAGGACGUGCUGGGGCAGGAGCAGCGGCGUCGGCAGGAGGUGGAGGCCAGGGCUGCCGACCUGCAGGAGCACGAGACCCAGUCCCGCAGCCGGGCUGUGGAGUUUGAGCACCUGCGCAGCGAGCUAAGCGCAGCGCAGGCCGAGGCAGCGCACUACAGUGGGCUGGCGGAGUCAGCGGAGGCGGCGCGAGCGGAGGCGGAAGCCACGAUUGCGGCCCUCCAGGGUGCCGUCAAGGCAGCUGAGGCCCGCGCUGCCGACCUGCAGGAGCACGAGACGCAAGCGCGUAGCCGGGCCGUGGAGUUUGAGCAGCUCCGCAGCGAGCUGUCGGCGGCACAGGCCGAGGCAGCGCACUACAGCGGGUUGGUUGAAUCCGCAGAGCGCGCACGGUCGGAGGCGGAGGCAGCCGUUGCCGGGCUGCGGCUUGCACUGGACGCCGCGAAUGCGCGGAUUGCGGACCUAGAGGAGCACGAAACACAGUCCCGCAGCCGAGCCGUGGAGUUUGAGCACCUGCGCAGCGAGCUAAGCGCAGCGCAGGCCGAGGCAGCGCAUUAUAGCGGGCUGGCGGAGUCGGCGGUGGCGGCGCGAGCGGAGGCAGUAGGGGCCCUAGAGGCUGCGGAGGCCACCAUAGCGGAGCUCAUGGCGCAUGUGGCUGGGCUGGAGGCCGAAGGCCGGGACCUACGGACGGCGCUAUCCGCAGAGGAGGGCGUUCAGGAGCAGUUGCAUGGCCGCGUGGAGGGGCUGGAACAUGAACUGGAGGCACAGGCAGCCCUGGCGGAGAUUCGUGGCGAGCAUGCGGCUGAGAUGGAGCUGGCUCUGGUGGAAGCGGAGAAGCUGCACUUGACCUCGCGUGCAGCGGCGAGCCGUGCAGGGCCCGCCGAGGCGGCGGCCGCUGCCGCGGCAACAGAGGCCGCUGCGGCCGCCGCGCGUGUCGCUGAGCUGGCGUCCCACGUGCAGCAGCUGCAGCGGCAGCUGGAGACGUCUGAGGCGCAGCGCAAGCAGGCGGAGGAGCAGCUGGCGGAGGCGGCGCAGCAGCGACAGCGUACGGAGCGGCAGGCGCAUGAGGCUGCAGCGCAGCUGGAAGCGGCGCUGCGCAGCGCCAAAGCCGCCACCGCUGCGUCCUCGGCGGUGGGCGUGGAUGUGGACGAGGAGGAGGCGUUUAAGGUCGAGAGCCUGGCGGCGCUUGAGGCAGAGCUGCAGGCUGCCACCGCGCAGCUACAGCAGCUCGCUGAGCAGCUGUCCGCGGUGGAGGAGGAGCGUGACGCGCUGAAGGCGCAGCUGGCGGCAGCUGUGGCUGCCGCCACCGCCCCGCGUGCGGGUGCAGCUCCCCGCAGUGCCGAGCCGUCCGAGCUCAGCUCCGCCGAGCAGGUCGCGACGCUGCAGGCCGACAAGGCCCGGCUAUUGGCAGACUGCGCGCGGCUGCAUGCCGAGGUCGAGCGCGCUCGCGCCGCCGCCGACGCGGACGCCGACGCCGCAGAGCGCGGAGCAGCCGGUGGCGCCGGCCCCUUGCCUUCGCCGUCACGCCCCGACUCCGCUUCCUCUCCCUCAACAGCCGUUGCUGCCCUGGACGCGGCCAUGCGCGCGGCCACACUGCAGUCGCAGCUCACGCUGGUGCAGGCGGAGCUGUCCACGGUCCGCGCGGAGCUGUCGACAGCUCGUGCGGAGCUGGCGGCGGCGGGCACGGAGCUGGGCCUGAAGGAUGAGCUGCUUGCGACCAAGGACCGCGCAUUGGCGACGCUGCAGGACACCGUGGACGCGCUGAAGCUGGCGCUGCAGUCCACACAGCAGCAGAAGGCGCCCGGCAGCACAGUAGAUGCCGCGGUGGCCGGCAAACUGGCCAACGGGGCGGAUGCGGCUCCGGCAGACUCUGCUGUGGUAGAGGCGGCUGGCAGCCGCGCUGCUUCGCCCGGCGCCGGCGCCGACGCCACCACUGAGUCGCACAUGCAGCAGUAUCACGGCGCCGUCACGGCGCUGCACGACAAGUUCGCCGGCAGCGAGCGCACCAUCCGCCGCCUGGAGGAGCAGGUUGCGGCUCUGGAGUCCCGGCUUGCGUCGGAAGGUGGCGGGCAGUCCGUGCCCAAGGCCGCCGUCUCUGCCACCACUGCCACUGCGGCGGCGGCUGAUGCGGGGGCUCGGGCUGCCUCCCCAAGCAACAGGAGCAGCAGCCCGGACGCGCUGCUGGAGCUGCGGCUCAAGCUGCACGACCGGGACGCCGAGAUUGCCCGGUUGCUGCGGGAGCUGGAUGCCACACGCAGCCAGAUCGCCGCCAGCGCCCGCCUAGCAGCCGCCAACGCCGCAUCCUCGCCAGGCCGCGGCGGCGCCGGCAGCAGCGCACUGGCGCUCGUGUCCGGCACCGGGCUGCAGCUGCAGGGGCCGCUGGGCGCGCCAGGUGGCGCCAGCGCGGUCACUGUGCACGGCCUGCAGAUGCAGAUCCUGGAGUGGCGCUCGCUGGCGGAGGAAGCCAUGUCCAAGUACCAGACCAAGAAGGAAGCGGUGCGGCGGCUGCGGGAGCAGCUGGCGGCGGAGGCGCAGCGGCACGGCGAGGAGCUGUCGCGACUGCACUCGCGCCUGGAGGCGGCCAGCGCGCGGCUGGGCAGGCUGGCCACGGAUCUGGGUGUGGCGCUGCGGCGCUGCAUAACGUUGGACCUGCAGCCGCUGUCCGCCACAGCCCUUACCAGCCCGCCGCUGACCGCUGGCAGCCCGCGCUCGGGAGCGGGCGUGGGUGCGGGCGCGGGCGACGAGCGGUCGGACAUCAACACGCUGGCUGCGCUGCUGGCCCGGCAGGGCGCUGCGCUCGUGGAGUCGCUAGAGGCAGCGCUGGAUCAAGUGUCGGCGGUGCGGGAUGAGCGGACGCAGCUGGCCUCGCAGCUGGCGCAGCGGCAGGCGGUGCUGGACGAGCUGCGGCACCAGCUGGCCAAGCAGGGCGGCGUGCGGACGGGCGCCAGCGCCACUCCUGCCGCUGCGCACCCCAGCGCGUACCGGCACAGCGCCUCUGCAGACCUGGGCAACGGCGCCGGCGGCGCGCUGGCCCGUGGAGCGGCUGGCGCAUGCGUCACUGGGUCACUCAGCUCGCCGCGGGCUGCUUGGCCAACCGCUAGCAGCGGCGCUGGAGCUGGUGGGAGCAGCUACGCGCAAUCGCCGGGCCGGGCGGGGCUGUCGAGCUCGACGCUAGCUCAGGACAUGGCAAGCCUGUCGGCACAGCACGCGGGGCUGCGCAACACGCUGAGCCAGUUUGACCAGCAACAGCAGCACCAGUCGGGCCGGCUAGGCGUCGCAGCGGCGAUGGCUGGCGCCUCGGCAGCCGGCGGCAGUCCGUUCCUAUCUGGUACGGCUCUGUCGCGCGGCGGCGCCAGCGGCGCGGGUGCUGGCGGCAGCCCUUAUCUGGGCCUAUUCAGCAAUGGGGCUGGCGCGGCGAGCCGCAGUGAGUACCUAUCCUCAGGCUCGGCGGCGGCACCCGGCGGGGCGGCGGGGGGCCGCUACUCGCGCCCGUCAUCAUCGCCUUCUGCCAAGCCUAGUGGCUUGUCAUAUUCCUACGACUUCGGCGCCUCGGGCAGAGCAGGGGGUUACGGCGCCAGUGGUUCCCAGGUGUCGCCCACAGGGGCGCACUUGUCUCCUAGAGGCGGCACGGCGCAAUCGCCAGGGCUGGACCUGGGGGGCAGCAGCAGCAGCAGCCUGGGCGUGUCCCAGGAGCGGUGGGCAAAGCUGGGGAUGUAAGGAUAGGGCUGAUACGGCACGGUAUCUAGUGUAGUAGGUAGCUGCGAGUGGGGUGUGGGUGUGCAUGUGGGUUGACAAGAAGUGACUUGGCCAGAGCAGCGGAUAGUCUCAACUCUCAACACACGGCCACGGCAUGUACUCGUGACUCGCUAUCGUUUGUGAUUACCGUAUACUGCUUUUAGGUGAGUUGAAGGCAUGUGUGCAUGAACACAGGCAUGAACACGCCUGAGCUGUGUAGCGGCUUGAGGUGAGCUGGUUGAUUGAGCCAACACAAACGCCUUGCGGAAGCCCCUGUAAGCCUUUGUAAGCAAUCUUGCAA
Molecule: messenger RNA, 9671 nt
Organism: Chlamydomonas reinhardtii
Lineage: Eukaryota; Viridiplantae; Chlorophyta; Chlorophyceae; Chlamydomonadales; Chlamydomonadaceae
Exons: 16
Coding region: 146-9352 (3068 amino acids)
Source: RefSeq, a predicted model, not a curated record